Messenger RNA from Trifolium pratense (red clover), 1860 nucleotides. RefSeq lists its product as uncharacterized. Lineage: Eukaryota; Viridiplantae; Streptophyta; Magnoliopsida; Fabales; Fabaceae. The record is from RefSeq and is a predicted model, not a curated record. Bases 264 to 1667 code for a protein of 467 amino acids. The transcript has 14 exons.
ACAAAACAAGACAAUAGAGAAACUGAGAAAGUUUGUUUGUUCCAAAGUCUCUCUCUCUCUCUCUCUCUCUCUCUCUCUUCUCUUGACAUCCUCCGAGGAUUUUUGAUUCCAUCAUCUUCUGCGAAAUUUCAGUUUCCAUUUCAUCAUCCUUUGCAACACGACACAAAACAGAUACAAGUGUUUCUCUCUGUCCACGUCAUCACCAACUGUUUCUCUUUUGGUCUCUGCAAUUUCUUCAUCUUUUUUUGUGAGAAGAAACCAAAAUGCUGGUUCGAAGAAGAGUGAUGAGUUGGAGAAGGGUAGCCAAAUCCCUUCAAGCUAUGUUAGCUCAUGCCUUUCUUUUCUCCUUCACUCUUCUCCUUGUUCUCAAACUUGACCGUUUCUUCAUUUUUUCAUGGUGGACCGUGUUUUUGCCUCUUUGGUUGUUUCAUGUGGUUGUAGCACGAGGCAGGUUUUCCAUGCCUGCUCCUUCAAUGCCUCAUGGUCGCCAAUGGGCACCUUGUCAUUCAGUUAUAGCAACACCAUUACUUGUGGCAUUUGAGCUUCUUCUGUGUAUACAUCUUGGUAGCAGUUAUGUGGUGAAUUUGAAGAUUGUAUUCAUACCUCUUAUAGCUUUCGAAUUGGUGAUUUUGAUCGAUAACAUUAGGAUGUGUAGGGCUUUGAUGCCUGGAGAUGAGGAAAAUAUGACGGAUGAAGCAGUAUGGGAAACUCUUCCUCAUUUCUGGAUUUCGAUAUCCAUGGUCUUCUUUAUUGCUGCCACAGUGUUCACCCUUCUAAAGAUAUGUGGUGAUGUUGCCGCUCUUGGAUGGUGGGACUUGUUUAUAAACUAUGGUAUCGCACAGUGCUUUGCGUUUCUCGUAUGUACAAAGUGGCACAAUCCUACAAUUCAUGGAAACGGUCACAUUACAGAACCAUGUUCAUCGUCAAAUACCAUAAGAUAUUUGGAAUGGAGUAGAGAAGGUAUAGUUAUUUCUACUGAUGAAGACGGGGAGCAAAAUGCGUUUUGCAGUCUGCAGGACAUAGGCGGACAUAUAAUGAAAAUUCCAUUCAUUGCUUUCCAAAUACUACUUUUUAUGCAUUUAGAGGGAACCCCAUCGGGUGCAAAAGAUAUACCCAUUUGGGUAAUUUUUUCUCCGCUUUUACUGUUGCAAGGAGCUGGAGUAUUAUUUGCAGCAUAUAGAUUAAUAGAGAAGAUUGUUCUUUUACUCCAUCAUGGGGAUCUUCCUAGGAGCUACUCAUCUAUAGCAUCAAAAUCCCGUGACUGCUUUGGGUUUUUUCAUCAUGGAUCAAGGUUGUUAGGUUGGUGGUCAAUAGAUGAAGGAAGUAGAGAGGAAGAAGCUAGACUUUUCUGUGCCGGGAGUUCUGGGUAUAAUACUUUCUCUCCUGAUACCGUGAAGAAAAUGCCUAGAGGGGAACUUGUUGAGGAGAUUUGGAGACUUCAAGCUGCACUUGGUGAGCAGACAGAAGUUACAAAAUAUAGACAGGAGGAAUAUGAAAAACUUCAAAAUGAGAAGAUCUUAUGUAGAGUUUGCUUUGAAGAACAGAUUAAUGUGGUCCUACUUCCCUGCAAGCAUCACAUUCUUUGCAGCACCUGCUGCGAAAAAUGCAAGAAGUGCCCUAUCUGCCGUGGAACCAUUGAAGAACGGAUGCCUGUAUAUGAUGUGUAGACCGGGUUGACUGUAAGAUAUAUAAAUAUUAUCUCACUAUGGCUUGUGGUUUUAGAUGAGGCAAGCACAAACAAUUUAUUAAUUUCUCUGCUCAUAGAUAUGGUGAACAUACCGAAGUUGUACAUAGUUUUAAACAUUCAUUGCAAGUUCAAACCCCACCUCCAUUAAAUUGUGCAUUUCUUCAAUAUUGAAA